AUGGUUUAUCGAGCACGAGUUCUAAUAGGUUUAGCCUUCACUCAGAUGAUAUUUGGUUCUUCAAUGAUAGUAGCCGGUAUAACAAGCAUUUUAGGAGCUAUAGAUCACUGGUCUACUAAGGCUGGUUUUGGAAUAUGGGUUGGCAUUUGGGUGAGUAAAAUUAUUAACUCUCUAGGAUUUAAUUGUAUCAAGAGUAAAAUCUAGUAAGUACCUCAUAUUUAAGCUUACUUUUGCGUCACGUUAUUCAUUAAAUUCAUGGGACAGUUCUAUGAUAAAAUAUGCAAUUCAUGAGAGUGAUUCUUCACUUGUUGUUUGUAAGACUCACGUUUUGAGUAAGUGAACAUGCAUUUCAGAACUCUUUCGGGACAUUCUCUACUGGAAACAAAUAAAUAAAAGGUUUAGUUUUCGGCAGAAAAAAACAAUGCUGUUGCGUUGACAAAAAGUGAAAAAUACUGAGUUGAUUAAGUCUAUUUAACAUACGGUAAUAAUAUUCAAAAGGUGACCUUUAAAGCGCUACUACUUCGGUCCGACGAAGAGCUGGCUCGUGUUUGACAGCUAUAAGAGGCACAUCAACUCCCACUAUAGGUAAUUUGUGAAAAAUGAAUUUAGUCUUUAAGUUUGAAAGGCAGGGAUUUUCACCUUGCCUCUAUCAUCAAGCUUGGUUUUUAGGUGGCUCACAUCUGAAGGUGAAUUUGUGCACGGCACGACUUUAUUCAAGUAGCGUUCCCAUGGCAACUCUUCGGUGACGUCUUUGCUUUCACCACUUCAAUUUUUCAGACGAAAGAAACAUUUACUCGAUAAAUUAAGUCUUCUUGGGAGUAUCCUUUGGUUGGAAAGGAUGCUAAUAACAGUGGAAUAGCACUAAAUGAACACCAACGUAUGUAAAAAUUUAAAGCGGAAGUAAAUGAACUGUACGUGCGUAAACGCGUACGCGGACUUCCUGUUCGCACGUUUUUUUACUGGUGUAAGGUAAAUUUACGUAAAUGUCACGUACAUAGCGAAAAUAUGAAUUUGAUUUGAAUUGAAGGUAAAAACGAGAAUUUGGUUUUAUUAACUACUCGGGGCCGACUAUUUUACUUUUGAGGGGAGUAUGCGGUUAAUUGUAGAAAAAAAUAUCCUGCCGACUGAUUUCGAGGGAAAAAAAUUCUUGCAAGGAAAUACCUAGGGGAAAAAAUUUCCUACACUUUCAUGGCUUAUAAUCCUGGAAAAAAAUCUUACACCGUUACAUUGUAUGUCGGGGAAAAAAAUCUAUCACCAGAGGUUUGGAGAAAAACAAAUUCUCACCGAAAUCAAAUUACUAUAGUCCCCGCCUCCUUAACUCCACCCACCAAUUAACCUAUAUCCCCCCCGGACAAAAGUCAAAUGAAAAUUUAAAAGAAUGCAGACAAGAUCAUCACAUUUAAAUACGCAACUUAUGCAUUUGGGAAAUUAAACCUUCAUUUAUUUCUUUAUUUCGCUUUUCAAAAAUAUAUUAUUCAUAUAUUCAUUAUUUCUGGCUUAAUUGACUUAGAGCGGCUUCUGUCUUAUGACUGGGGGUCUACAAAAUACGAUACUGCUAUCGGCUGUGACAAUGCUCGAGGCAGUCACUCAGGGGACAGGUGUCAACAGCACUGCUUUUCAGACUAAUAAACGACUCGAAAUUAAUCUUUAAUUCCACAAUUUGGAAAGCUUCUUUCGUCAAUAUCAUUAUCUAUUAAAAAUUUCUCAUUUCAAACAAUGUAUCGAUUUUUUUACCUCCGAAAUAUUAAUGAAAAAUCUUGCUGAUUCCAAGUUGUGUCAUGUGAGUUGUAUUGUAUGCUGUUAGGUGCUGAUCAGUGGAUUGUUAGGGUGCAUUGGUGCAAAAGAUGUUACAAACCCAAAUAAAUGCAUGGUUAGUAUCCUUUCUAUUAUUUCAGCAGAUCUUGUUUUGAAUGUACAAAACCCAACCGCACAAAGCCUAAGAAUCACCGCUGCCUGUUUAUCUGCGUGGUAGCCCUGGCUUUGAUCCCAACAAUGACAGCAAAGUAGAUGCUACCAGUUGGUUUGUUAACUCAAGAGGUAGAGCGCUGCACCGGUAUUGCAGGGGUCACGGGUGCAACUCCUGUGCAAGCCUUUAUUUUUUUAAAGUUUCUUUUCGCUGUUGCAAAAAUUGCGUCCACAACGUCGUCCACAACUGUGAUAAAGUUCUUCACAUUUAAGAACUGCCAUUUUUAACAUUUAUGGUACUCCUUUUCUAGUAAAUCUAUAUAGUUCUAACUUUUGAGUAUGAGGACACGAAAUAUUCUGUUACGUUAUUGUGUUGCCAUUCAAAUAAAAAUCCUGUUCAACAGCGCAUACGCUACGUAAUAUUUUCCGUUUAUAUAGCAAAAUUAAUUUGGUAAUUAAAAUUUGCGAUAAUUCUUGAAAUUUGAACUUGCCCUUUGCCAUCUAUUAAACUGGCAGUUUUAUUUAAUUCGCGACCAGAGUGGCACAGCAAACGAAUUUGAAGGAUAGCAAUAAAUUAACAGGUGAUCUUUAUUAAUAGUUAUUUUUGCAUCUGUCCACAGAUUGGAUGUUUUAUGGGAUUCUCCAUCACUGCUUGUAUCAUUGCUGGAAUCAUGUUCAUCUGCUACUGCGUUACUCUUCAAGAGCUUUCCCACAUUAUUCAUUGCAGGGCUGAUGAUUUUUGGCGGAGUCUUGACACGUACUGUUACUCACGUUCUGAACGAAACAAAGCCUCAUUUGGUUUAGAGGUAGGAUCUUGUCAACUGACAUUUUCCGUGGUGGUUUUCUUUGUUGCCCUCGCUUCAUCCAUCUACUGCUGCAAAGCAGUGUGCUGUGGAGUUCCUCCUGUAGGCAGAGUAAGUAGCAUAUAAUGAUUCUCGUUUGAUUUUCUCUAUCAUGGUGUUCGUUACUUCGCCCCGUAUAAGGGAAUCCAAGACAGUUUUGGAUUCUGAAUUCCACGCCCUGGAUGCCGGGUUACAGGUAUUGGAUCCCAGUCUUUGUCAGGGGAAGUUUGAUUCUGUAUUCCAGUCGUUUGUGGGAUUCCGGAUUCCUUGAGCUGUGUUUUGGAUUUCAAAGCCCAGGAUUCGGGAUUCCACAAGCAAAAUUUUUCCCAGAUUUCGGAUUCCACAGGCAACAAUUUCCCGAAUUCCGGAGUUCACAUUGCAUAACAUGCGGCGAGUUACUUAUCGUGAACUGUGGUGCCUUUGUGUCGCCCUUUCUUACCCAUUGAUUUCAUUCGAAUAUGAUAAGGUUUUCUGUCAUCAUGAAAUUUAUAGGUCGGACUCGGAAUUAAAAUAAAAUUGGUAUCGGUUAUCUUAAGAACUAAUUACUGGCUCGAAGCUGACGUCUUCAGAUUUAAUGUACAUGGAAGCCUUUCGUUGCUUGAUCGUGCUUGUUAUCUCGACAAGUCACAGAACAGUACCAUUGAUAUCGAUGUCUUUGUGUUGGUAUCGAGUGCGGUUCUUUUUAAAUUUUAAUGUGUGAUAUAAACGAUUUGGAGGAAAAGUCAUUUAGAUUUUAAAAAGGGAUAAUUCUGUUAACAUUUUAGGUUGCCUCUCAGCAAGUGAUGUAUAUUCCUCCUCAACAAAUCUACCCAGGAGGCCAAGCUGGCGUUGUAGUUAUUCAACCAAGUGGUGUCAUAGCAAGUACUUCUCAUGGUUACCUUUUGGCUGCAGGACAGCAAACAGUCUUCUUACCUCCACUGGUAGCUACUGCUUCUAGCUAACAAAAAACAAUUAUGUAACGAAAGUACCGUCAAUGAUUACAAUAGUUUUGUGUAAAAUUCAUCGACCGAUUCAAUACUUUGAACAUUAUUUUGGGAUGUUAUCUCAUAUGUACUAUCACUUAGCCGCUUUGGAAGUUUGUAUUGUACGUAACGGAACUAAGUUUCUCCCCGUCCGCCACGUCUCAGCUAGUAAGUUUCCCUCCUUUUUUCAUGUCACCCUUGAUUACAUUCAAAUAUCUGAAACCGUUUUUAACAGAAAGAAGCAAGGGAGCAUGAGAGACCUCCACCAUAUUCCUACAGUGCAGGGAAUGGAAAUGCCCUACCAUCAACUGCGUCUCUAAGCGGUGCUGCUGAGGAUGUGCAUCUACCAUAUUCAUACAGUGAACAGACAGGCAAUGUCCCACCAUCAGCGGCGUCUGUAAGCGGUGUUACUGAGGAUGUGCAUCUACCAUAUUCAUACAGUGCACGGACAGGAAAUGCUCUACCAUCAACGGCGUCAGCAAGCGGUGUCACUGAGGUUGUGCAUCUACCAUAUUCAUACAGUGCACGGACAGGCAAUGUCCCACCAUCAGCGGCGUCUGUAAGCGGUGUUACUGAGGAUGUGCAUCUACCAUAUUCAUACAGUGCACGGACAGGAAAUGCUCUACCAUCAACGGCGUCAGCAAGCGGUGCCACUGAGGUUGUGCAUCUACCAUAUUCAUACAGUGAACAGACAGGCAAUGUCCCACCAUCAGCGGCGUCUGUAAGCGGUGUUACUGAGGAUGUGCAUCUACCAUAUUCAUACAGUGCACGGACAACCAAUGUCCCACCAUCAACGGCGUCUACAGGCGGUGUCACUGAGGAUAUGUCUCCACUUUAUUCAUACAGUGCACGGACAGGAAAUGCUCUACCAUCAACGGCGUCUACAAGCAGUGUCACUGCGGAUGCACCCGCAUGGGUAAUGACAAUUUAA
Molecule: messenger RNA, 4640 nt
Organism: Porites lobata
Lineage: Eukaryota; Metazoa; Cnidaria; Anthozoa; Scleractinia; Poritidae
Source: the annotation of a GenBank genome assembly